CGCCCCCGAGCGCAAACGGUAGCCCGGAAGGGUCAUAAGGAGACCGGCUAAUUUGCGCGUGAAUUACCUUCUUGGAAGGUCGUGAGUUCUGCGCCGCUUGCGCGCAGUCCGGCCCAGGUUCCGGCACCAGACUCUGCUCCGCGUUCUCCUCCCCGUUGUUGGCCUGCGUGCCCUUUCUCCGUCUGCGCCGGGCUGGCGGAGAGGUCAGCUUGCUUGUGGGUACCGGCGGGCAACCGCGGAGUAUGAGCCCCGGAGGUCACUUCGGCCGGACUGGGUAGUACUCCUUGUCCUGCUGAUGCCGGGGUUCUUGUUUGCAGAGUCGAAGAAUGUUCUUAGCAAACAGUCAAGCUUAAUCCCCCUGGUAAUGGCAGCCCCAUCUAUGAAAGAAAGACAGGUUUGCUGGGGAGCCCGGGAUGAAUACUGGAAGUGUUUAGAUGAGAACACAGACGAUGCUUCACAAUGUAAGAAGUUGAGAAGCUCAUUUGAAUCCAGUUGUCCCCAACAGUGGAUAAAAUAUUUUGAUAAAAGAAGAGACUACUUAAAGUUCAAAGAAAAAUUUGAAGCAGGACAGUUCCAGCCUUCAAAAACAACCACAGAAUCCUAGGCUAUUCCUGAACUUUUCAGAAAGUUGAAACUAUUCUUUCUGGACAUUCAAAAAUGUUCCAUUGACUAUGGGACAAUAGUUUGAAUUAGGGUAAAUAAGCAUCAAUACUUAUUCCAUAUAUACAACUUCUAAUAAAAUCAAACAAGAUUCCAUCAAACUAUGAAGAACUGAAAAUAGUAUGGAAUAUGCUGAGUUUUAAUUAAGAAACCUGUAUUUUAAGAAAAAAUUAAAAGCCUGUUAUUAAAAACAUAUGUACUUUUUUGGGGGAGGAUAAUAGGCAAAUAUUACAGAUACUGAGAAAAGUAGGUUGUUGUGUGUCCUGGGAGUAUUAAUACCAGCACAAAAAAUGAGGAUUGGAAGAGGAAGGUUGAACUUAAAAUAUAUGAGUAAAAUAAUAAAGUCCAUCUACAAUAGACUUUGAGCUAAUAUCAUACUUAAUGAUUAGGCAAUAAAAGCUAAAAUGUCCUUAAAAUCAAUAACAAGAUAAUGAUGUCCUUUCUCACUUCUAUU
Manis pentadactyla (Chinese pangolin) is the source of this 1114-nucleotide messenger RNA. Its product is annotated as cytochrome c oxidase assembly factor 6 homolog. The transcript is spliced from 3 exons. Lineage: Eukaryota; Metazoa; Chordata; Mammalia; Pholidota; Manidae. Gene Ontology annotation, cellular component: respiratory chain complex IV; mitochondrion. Bases 296 to 604 code for a protein of 102 amino acids. Gene Ontology annotation, biological process: respiratory chain complex IV assembly. The record is from RefSeq and is a predicted model, not a curated record.